Abrus precatorius (Indian licorice) is the source of this 837-nucleotide messenger RNA. RefSeq lists its product as uncharacterized. The record is from RefSeq and is a predicted model, not a curated record. NCBI's taxonomy places the organism in Eukaryota, Viridiplantae, Streptophyta, Magnoliopsida, Fabales, Fabaceae. The transcript has 3 exons. The coding region runs from base 1 to 837 and encodes 278 amino acids.
AUGGUGAAGGAAAUCUAUGCUUCUACAUCAUGUACAUCAGUAACUCCUAUACCCUCCCAGUUCAAGAGAGAAAACCCAACAACAAUGAAAGAAAAGAUAGCAUUUCUUGCUGAAAGACAGAACUUAUUGGCUGAGAGGCAAAAUGAGUUGCACAGUAGUGUGAAAUCUGGAAUAAUGUUGCUGGAGUGUGUCUUGAUGAAUAUUGGGAAUGUCAAGUCUGAAAUUCUGAAUGAAGAAUACAUCAUAGAAGUGCAACAGCAAUUGGAAGCCCUGCCAAUUCAAAAACCUGCAGAAAAUUCAGUGAAGGAAGAACUGAAAAAGAAUGUUAGAGAAGAGGAAAAGCAGAAGCUAGAGCUGAAACAGCUUCCCUCUCACCUGCAAUAUGCAUUUGUGGAUGAGAACCAUGAGAAUCUAGUCAUCAUCAACAAUGAGCUCAAGAAAGAACAAGAGGAAAAGCUGCUCUCCCAUCCCUCCAAGUACAAGAAGAAGAAGCCUAUGAUGAUGAAGGAUACCCUAAAGCAACUAGCUAAAGGGAAAAAUCAAUUGGCUGAAAGGCAGAAUGAGCUCCACAAUAGCAUAAAAGCUGGAGUCAUGCUGAUGGAGUGCAUAAUGCUCAACAUUGGGCAGAAAAUGGGGAUGACAAAAGAGGAAAUGUACCAUACCCCUGAUGUAGCAGAAAAUGCCCAAUGUCUCCACUCCUCUGUGUUCAAGAAUAUGCCCAUCUACAGAACCUAUUUUCCUCAGCCAACAUUUGAAGAAGUAGUGGAAGAAGAAGAAGAAGAAGAGGAGGGUUCUGAAGAAGAAAGUUCAGGAGAUGAAGAUAGUGCAGAAGAAUAG